GAAAGAUGUCUGCCAAUAAGUCUUACAUCCUGCUGCUCCUCGCCUGCUGCCUGGCUGCGCUUGCUGUUGCGGAUGUGCUUCCGGGUACUCCAGCUGACAGUCUGAUACGACGCCAGAGAUCGCCGCAGCCGCAGCACGGCUCUGUGGUUGUAACAGCUGGCAAGGAUGAGGCGGGACGUCAGGCGGGCGUCCAGUAUAAUCAAAAUCUCUUCACUAGUCGCGAUGGGCGCGGCAGCAUAGAUGCCUACGCGAAUGCCAAUCGCAAUUUUGAUCAGAACCGCAACAAUUACGGCGGCGGCAUUCAGGGUAGAUGGCGUUUCUAAUUAUCAGACUAUAUGC
This is a messenger RNA of Drosophila novamexicana, 339 nucleotides long. RefSeq lists its product as uncharacterized. NCBI's taxonomy places the organism in Eukaryota, Metazoa, Arthropoda, Insecta, Diptera, Drosophilidae. The coding region runs from base 6 to 323 and encodes 105 amino acids. The transcript has a single exon. The record is from RefSeq and is a predicted model, not a curated record.